AUGAAGAAGGUGAACAUGGCAUCUCUCUUGGGCAUCUUCUGCACUUCUGCGAUGGCGAUCUUGGCCGCCAUGAGCGUGGGGGUCAUAGCCGUGAAGGAAUUCAAAGUGGGCGGUAAAGGGGGUUGGAUGGUACCUGAUGCCACCAACACUGCAAUGUAUAGUCAGUGGGCUGAAAGGCACAGAUUUCAUAUUGGAGAUUCUCUCACUUUUGAGUACAAUAAUGAUUCAGUUCUUGUGGUGGACAAAUAUGACUACUACCACUGCAACACAACCGACCCUAUCACUGCCUUCAGCGGUGGGAACAGAGCUGUAGUGAAGCUUGAUAGGCCUGGCCCUUUCUACUUCAUUAGUGGUGCUCCUGAUCACUGCAACAACGGCCAGCGGUUACUUGUUGAUGUGAUGUCUCCACACCGACGGCACCCGAUUGCUCCGUCACCUCCGUCGGUUGCUUUUCCACCUGAGACGGACAAGCAGGGGCCCUCUCCUUCCCCAUCAACAAGCUCAGGAGUUGUAGUUUCAGCCACGCUUAGUUCAGUCUCUAGGGUUCUUAUUGCCGGAUUUGUGACUUUUCUAUGGUCUGCACUACUGUAG
Molecule: messenger RNA, 591 nt
Organism: Corylus avellana
Lineage: Eukaryota; Viridiplantae; Streptophyta; Magnoliopsida; Fagales; Betulaceae
Product: early nodulin-like protein 7
Cellular component (GO): plasma membrane
Molecular function (GO): electron transfer activity
Source: RefSeq, a predicted model, not a curated record